AAAGCGUAGUUUGAGAAUUAAAAUGGCUAUAUAAGAGCAUACAACCUGAACGGCAGCAAAUCAAAUCUAAUCUGAGAAACCAGUUUGACAAUUUGACAAUUUGACAAUUUGAAUGUCCGAAAUGGAAAGGGCAGACAGAGCAAUGAUGUCAACAGUGGAGAUACUGUGAAGGCGCUCCCCGUCUUCAACAAUUCUGUUGACGGUUGGGAUCUCCACACAGCCAUUGUCCGCAUUGAUCCACAUUAAACCCAUCUCACUCGGACCCUCAACACACUACUCUCCGCCAUGGAGGCUUCAUUCAGGAUCUUCAAUUCCUCGGCUCUCAAUCGCCGCCACCUCUCCGCUUCACUUCUUAACAAAUCUACUUCUCUCAAAUUCCCUCCCACCCUUCACCGUCCUUCACUCUGUCGGAGGGUUUCGCCGUCUUCUCCGCUCUUCGUCGCUUUUCCCAACGUUGUUUCCAUAAACCCCAAAUGUUUCGCUCGCAUUCGCGCUUCCUCAUCGAUCGGGCCUUUUCCGCCGUGCCCUUCUCCAAAUUCUAAUCCAUUUGGGUUUCUUCUAUCUCUCUCUCAUUCUCACUCCUCUCCUCCGCUGGAGUUCGAUUCCAAUGAGAAGGUUCUGGAGUGGAAUCGAGCUCCCGAGGGAGGCGUUAAUGGCGGAAGUGUAAGGGAUCGUGGUCCUGCCGUCACGGUGGUGUUGCUGGGUUGGCUUGGAGCGAAGCCGAAGCACUUGAGGAGGUACGUGGAUUUGUAUACUUCCAGGGGAAUUCACGCCGUAACUUUCGUUGUUCCCGUGAGAGAGGUGCUCUGGAUUGAUUUGGGAAGGAGGGUUGAGAAACGGAUCGCGGAGAUGACUCAGGAGCUGGUUUCGUGGUUAUCGGAAACGGAAAAUGAUGGUCGCGAGCGGCACUUGCUUUUUCACACCUUCAGCAAUACCGGUUGGUUUGCUUAUGGUGCAAUUCUUGACCACUUGCAGGGUAGACCGGACCUAAUGGAGAAGAUCAAAGGAUGUGUCGUUGAUUCGGGAGGUGACCCGGAAAUAAAUCCUCAGGUCUGGGCAGCUGGAUUUUCUGCUGCACUGCUGAAAAAAAACAGCUCUUCAGCAUACUCUUUAGUUGAAGUCACAGAAAGAAAUGAAUCCAAAAGCAAAGUAGAUUCAUCAAAGGUGCAAGAAAAGGAGCCUCUGAUAAUUGAAACCAUGCUUUUGUCGGUAUUAGAGUUCUUCUUCUCUGUUAUUCUAAGGUUGCCUGAUGUAAAUCGGAGGUUAACAAAGAUCAUCUCCAUCCUCUCAAAGAACCAGCCUCCCUGUUCACAACUUUACCUGUAUAGCACAGCUGAUAAAGUCAUUCCAUAUCACUCAGUAGAAAUGUUUAUCAAUGAGCAGAUGAGGAUGGGAAAAAAAGUGCGGUCCUUUAACUUUGGAUUAUCCCCCCAUGUAGACCAUUACAGGACUUUCCCAAAUCUAUAUUCUUCAGAAAUACAUAAUUUCUUGAAGGAGUGUUUGGCUGAAGUCAAGAAGAUGUAAAACCUGCUUUUUGUGGGGCAAUGGAAGCCCAUUAAUGGCAGCAUUGGUAGAGAACAAUAUUUAAAUCUUGAUGCUCUUGUUAUAUCAUUGUAGCUUCACUUUUCCCAAUCUUUUUGGCAUAGAGGAUGUAUUAUCGUUCACUUUUCUCGAAGUUGAAUCAUAGUUCACUCUUGAA
Messenger RNA from Vitis vinifera (wine grape), 1699 nucleotides. RefSeq lists its product as uncharacterized. Lineage: Eukaryota; Viridiplantae; Streptophyta; Magnoliopsida; Vitales; Vitaceae. Bases 286 to 1524 code for a protein of 412 amino acids. The transcript is spliced from 4 exons. The record is from RefSeq and is a predicted model, not a curated record.